Molecule: messenger RNA, 4957 nt
Organism: Pecten maximus
Lineage: Eukaryota; Metazoa; Mollusca; Bivalvia; Pectinida; Pectinidae
Product: TBC1 domain family member 5-like
Exons: 22
Coding region: 290-2794 (834 amino acids)
Biological process (GO): activation of GTPase activity
Molecular function (GO): GTPase activator activity
Source: RefSeq, a predicted model, not a curated record
CACGAAGUGACAGCCUACUCCUGAUAGGGAUGGAUAUAUGCCUACUGGUAGUUUGAAUACUUUCUGUUGGUUUCACAAAAAUGUCAUUUGACUGAUGAAAAACCUUUGUAUAAACCACACCAACCUGAUGUCAUUAUGUGAUUGUAAUGCAGUGCCUUUGUGACAUUUAUCAGACUUGUGUCAUCUAACCGUGGUAGUGAAACAGGAACGCGACAUUAUACAGAUGUGACAUUAUCUUUCUGGACGUAUCUAGGAAAAGCGGAUGGAGGAUUGGUAGCCAGCUGAUAAAAUGAUAAAUAGGUUACGAUCAGGAAACAAACCAAAGUCACAUGACCAAAUGCCGACAUGUGGGAAGGUGCCCCCAACCAAGGAGGACAUUCUCAGUACGAUGGACCAGUUUGGUGACAUGGAGACAGACGACAGCAGCCCCGAGGUAAUUAACGGAGACAACAACAACGUCAAACGUCUCGCCGGUAAGGACACCGACACAGGGUCAUGGGACUUUGCCGACAUAGAACCCUUGGGAGUCAGCAGUCUGUCCAAUGCAUACGGAGUGGAGUGGGAUAAACUGUUCACCAAACCUAACUACCGUCGUCUGUUACGAGGGCUGGCUAUGACAGGAAACCUGAGGAGUAGCCGAUUCAGAAGUAUUUGUUGGAAGGUAUUUUUAGAAGUGAUACCUGAAGACAUGAGCAGGUGGGUCCCGAAAAUGAGAGAGUGGAGGUCCAAGUACGACGACCUCAAGAAAAAGUUGAUUAUAAACCCUCGGAAGGCUGUGGAUCACCCAGUGUCCGACUUACAUGUAAACAACCCUCUAUCUCAGGCUGAUGAGAGUCCUUGGAACCAGUUUUUCUUGGACAAUGAGCUGAGAUUGACCAUUAAACAGGAUGUGAUUCGCACCUUUCCAGAGAUUCAGUUUUUUCAAAACCCUGAGCUCCGUGAACAGAUGAUAGACUUGCUGUUUUGUUACAGCCGUUCCCAUACGGCUAUUCUGUACAAACAGGGAAUGCACGAGUUGUUAGCUCCCCUGAUUUUCGUCCUCCAUUGUGACCACCAGGCUUUCCUACAUGCAAAUGAGGUGGAGUCACUAGGGGAGAUUGUCCGAGAGUUGAUGGAUCCCACGUACCUGGAGCACGAUGCAUAUGCAAUGCUGUGUCAGAUCAUGGAGACUGUGGAACCCUGGUACAACUCUAAGGACAUCAUGACCCCUAAGAUGACAAAAGAUAAGGUCACUGUGGCCUUGUUUUCACGGCCACAGGAUACUAACUCAUCCAUUGCCAUCGUGUCCAAGCUGACCCGCGUCCAUGACUACAUCCUAAAGAAGUUUGACCCAGAGCUUCAUCUUCACCUUGAGAGGCUGGAUAUUGCACCACAGAUUUAUGGGAUACGGUGGGUUCGUCUCCUGUUCGGACGAGAGUUCCCCAUGCAGGACCUCCUAGUCCUAUGGGACGCUUUAUUUGCGGAUGGGAUUGGCUUUGAUCUGGUUGAUUAUGUCUUUGCUUCGAUGUUGUUAUACAUCAGAGAUUUGUUGUUGGCGAGCGAUUACCCACAAUGCCUCAACUGCUUGAUGCGUUACCCUCCUGUAGCCGAUGUCCAUUAUCUUAUAGAGAAAGCACGCUACCUUCGUGAGCCAAAUAAUUAUCCACGCCCACCAAAUUACACUGUCCAGACAGUGAAUCAACUGGUCACGAACAAGUCACAGAAACCUGUGUCUCGUAGUGCCAAUGAGCAGCCUGCUACUAACAAAGGACGAAGCACAGGGACAUUGAGCACAAGUUUUUCAUCGUUCACACGUAAAAUGGGCUCACGGCCUAAGACCCUGAGUAUGGGUCAGAGCCAGAAAAUUUACAAGUCCUCCAGUGUUCCCAUGAACCUCGAAACCGACAUCUCUCCAGAGAAAUGGAAUACUGUGCCAAAAUCUAUAUUAUCAGCAACAGCGAGCCCCCAGUACCCACAAAAGAAACGAGGAUCGUCGGCAAGUCUAUCACAAGUGGAAGACUCGGUGUUUCGUUCCACCCCAUCACCGGCCAGCCUUGCUCGGAUGGACACGCGUAAUCGGUCUAUGGACAAUAGUCCCAUGGCCUACACGCCUGAUGAUGCCGACUCUGCCAACGGCAGUGUGUCACAGUUUGCCACCCUGCCGCGGGCACGCAAGAAAGGCAAGAAGGCGGCCAAAGAGGAACAGGAUUAUGAAUACCAGAUCGGGGAACUUCAGAGCCAGCUCUCCAAGAAAGACACCAUGUGUAACUACUGUGCAAGUAAACUAGAUGUCCAUAUAGCCCGACUCCAGCAUGAGCUACUUCAGCAGGAUAUACAGGGAGAAGACGAAAUCCUCCUAGCCAUCGCAGGUAUCAAACAGGUACGCGACGUUCUGAAAGGAACGUUAAAGUUCUCGCAGACCCUGAUCGAGGAGGACAACAUCCAGAUCACGGAAAAUCAUUACAUGGAGGAACCACCAUCAACCUCACCAGAGUCAGACUUGGAAAAAAAGUUAUUGUCUGAAGACAAACACCAGGGAACGAAAAGGGGUAGUAAAGGGAAAAUGUUUUACAUGAGCAGUGAGGAAAAUUCGGAAGCUGCAGAUUCACCAACAGAUGGCGCUGUGAACAGAUUCAUCAAUAAGGAUGUGGAACUAUGUGACUAUAGAAUUAAUCGAGGAAAAUCGAACACUUUUACGGAAGGAAAUCGAACAAAUUGUGUUGAAAAUAGAAGUAGCAGGUCGGCGAGUAUGCCGAUUCGUAGCCCAAAUCCUCUGUACAGAGGGGAGUCCUCUGAGGAUGAUUUCGUAUCCUGAUCCGGUUGUUGUAGGAGCUUUAAAAUUAGAAAAUAUGUAGAAAAUUACGCCAAUAAGUAUAUAUUGACAUAUAUAUAGGAGUUUGACUGAAAUAAUUUGAUGUAGAUUUCAUAAAAAAAUAUGUACAGUUUAUUUAUUUAUUUCAUGUGUAUACAUGUACAUUUGUUAUAUACAAUGUAUAUAAAAGUAAUAUAAGCUUAGUAUAGUUAAUAGUAAACUAUCAAUACCAGAGACUGGUAUCCACAAGUCAUUCCUGUUCAAAUUCCUAGUGUUGUAAUAGCUAUAUACAGAUAAAGUUGAAUUCAAAUAAACGUUUAGCUGUUGUAGUAGGAUUUCAUACCCAAUACUGCCAUUCCAAGUACCACAAGUAAAAAAUUUAACUGGUAAAGAUUCAGGGCAAUAUCUAAAUAUUGAUAUUUCCUCUGGCGAAAAAACACACAGUUGUCUUGUACAAAUACUGCCUUUUGCAUCAGAUACCAAAUUGUUCAAUACUGUAUGUAAAUUUGAACAAGAAUGUUCAGUAAAAUAUUGUGUAUGUGGUUCUGAAAUUGAAAGAUUAUACUCAUUAUUGUCUUAUCUUAUGGAUAUUUAUUCUAUGUUGUCAGAAGGAGCUGCGAUAGCUCAGACGGUUAGAGAGUCAGCCACAUAGUCUCUGGUGAGGGGGGUCGCGAUAGCUCAGACGGUUAGAGAGUUGGCCAUGUAACCUCAAGUGAGGGGGUCGCGAUAGCUCAGACGGUUAGAGAGUUGGCCAUGUAACCUCAAGUGAGGGGGUCGCGAUAGCUCAAACGGUUAGAGAGUCGGCCACGUAACCUCUGGUGAGGGGGUCGUGAUAGCUCAGUCGGUUAGAGAGUCGAGCAUGUAACCUCAAGUGAGGGGGUCGCGAUAGCUCAGACGGUUAGAGAGUCGGCCAUGUAACCUCAAGUGAGGGGGUCACAAUAGCUCAGUCGGUUAGAGAGUCGGCCACGUAACCUUAGGUGAAGGGGUCGUGAUAGCUCAGUCGAUUAGUGAGUCCGCCACGAAACCUCUGGUGAGGGGGGUCGUGAUAGCUCAGUCAAUUAGAGAGUCCGCCACGUAACCUCUGGUGAGGGAGGUCGCGAUAGUUCAGUCGAUUAGAGUGUCGGCCACGUAACCUCAGGUGAGGGGGUCGUGAUAGCUCAGGCGAUUAGAGUGUCGGCCACGUAACCUCAGGUGAGGGGGGUCAUGAUAGCUCAGUCGAUUAGAGUGUCGGCCACGUAACCUCAGGUGAGGGGGUCGUGAUAGCUCAGGCGAUUAGAGUGUCGGCCACGUAACCUCAGGUGAGGGGGGUCAUGAUAGCUCAGUCGAUUAGAGUGUCGGCCACGUAACCUUAGUUGAAGAUCCAAGGUGCAUGGUUUGAUGCUGAACCUACGAGUAUCAGCAUGUGUUUCUUAGGAAACUGAGAAAUGUAUUAGUCUGUGCUGUCACAGUUGUGUCCUUAGGCAAGACAUUUUACCCUUAUUGCUCUGAUGGCAUGCGACAAGCAUCCAGUUGUUGUCUCUUCAGGAAUCUUUCCUAAAUGUGUUCAGUAUUUUGUCAUUGUUGACUGAUAUUGACUAUACAGUCGUUAAUUAUACUCCUAAAACGUAGGGUAAAUGUUACUAUCGUGUGUCCAUAUGUCUGUUCAUCUCUGAUGAUUGUCUCUUAAUUAUCAUAAUUUCUUGUACUUUAUGCGGGUCAACCAAACUUCAUGUGCAUCUACUUCUAUGAGGGGCCGCGGUGGCCAAGUGGUUAAGGUGUCCUGACACUUUAUCACUAGCCCUCCACCUCUGGGUUGCGAGUUCGAACCUACGUGGGGCAGUUGCCAGGUACUGAUGGUAGGCCGGUGGUUUUUCUCCGGGUACUCCGGCUUUCCUCCACCUCCAAAACCUGGCACGUCCUUAAAUGACCCCGACUGUUAAUAGGACGUUCAACCAAAUAUACCAAACCAAACCAAAUACUUCUGAGUGUGGAAAAACAGAGGAAUGUUGCGGAAGUAGGGUGUAUCUUAGUUCUGAUGUAUCAUUGUGUAACAGUGAUACACCUGUAUACAUAAGUGUAUAAUAGAACCAACAUCUUAUUGUCUUGAUCCAGUAUCUAUAUUGGACCAUAACAUCGCUAUUAAUUACUAGACCCCAAGUAUUUGUAUAUAUUUAUAUUAUACGUAAA